AUGGACCCGUACAAGUACCUCAACAUCCGCUUCAACCCGGACGGCUCGCUCACCCGCAACGGCCAGGCGAAGCUCCUCCCGGCGGCGCCCUCGGGGGAGCCCGUCGCGGUCACCACCGCGGACGGCGGCCCCGCGCGCCGCAUUGUCCACUCCAACGACGUCCCGCUCGAUGACGCCAAGGGCACGAGCGUGCGCCUCUUCGUGCCGGGCCUGGCCACGGCGCCCCGCGGCGGCAGGCUGCCGCUGAUCGUCUACUUCCACGGGGGCGGCUACGUGCUCUUCCGCGCGGCCUCCGAGCCGUUCCACAACAACGCCGCGGUCCUGGCCGCCUCCGUGCCCGCCGCCGUCGCCUCCGUCGACUACCGCCUCGCGCCCGAGCACCGCCUCCCCGCCGCCUUCGACGACGCCGCCGACGCCGUCCGCUGGGUGCGGUCGUACGCCGCCGGCUCGCCGGGCAGGCCCAUCUUCAUAAUGGGCUGCCACAACGGGGCCAGCAUCGCGUUCCGCGCGGCGCUGGCGGCGGUGGACGAGGGCGUGCAGCUGCGGGGGCUGAUACUCAACCAGGCGCACCACGGCGGCGUGGAGAGGACGGCGGCGGAGGCGGCGUCGGUGGACGACCGCGUCCUACCGCUGCCGGCGAACGACCUGCUCUGGGAGCUCGCGCUGCCGCUGGGCGCCGACCGGGACCACGAGUACUGCAACCCGGAGGCCAUGCUGGCCGGCGUCGGGGCGGAGCGGCUGCGGAGGCUGCCGCCGUGCCUGGUGCUCGGCCGCAAGAAGGACCCGCCGAGGGACCGGCAGAGGGUGCUGGUGCAUGCGCUGCGGAAGGCCGGGGUGGCCGUCGAGGCGCAGAUGGACGGCGCAGGGUACCACGCGAUGGAGCUGUUCAAGACUAACUGCGCCGAGGAGUUCAACGCGCAGGUGACGGACUUCGUCCGCCGGCACGCCGGCGACGGCGACGGCGACGGCGUCGACGUGUACGCUGCGAGGAGCAGGCUGUGA
This is a messenger RNA of Triticum turgidum subsp. durum (durum wheat), 1002 nucleotides long. The record is from the annotation of a GenBank genome assembly. NCBI's taxonomy places the organism in Eukaryota, Viridiplantae, Streptophyta, Magnoliopsida, Poales, Poaceae.